UAUAUCCACUACAGUCUCUCGUAAGGUGUGGUUCUCGGCGUUCUGGUCAGAACUAUGCUCGUCCGGAAUCAACAAGUGCUACUCGAGACUACGCCGGGAAAACACUUGACCUAACCGAACUUAGUGAACACCUUUUCCACCAGUCGUGUGCGCCAGAAAGAGGAUUCAUCGUCGUCGCCCGGAAAGAGGGGCGCGCGCCUAUCAUCGUCCGAUCGGCAAGAAAGCCAGUCCGCGUUCGUAGAUCGACGUGGAUCGACGAUCUCCAGGCUCGAUCGCGGCUCAGCUCGCGUCGAACAGAAGCGUUCCGGGCUUUCGGGUGUUCUGUAGGUCGCGCGGUUCACCGGGUCUCUCUGGAUCAGGUGCCUCUGGAUCACGGAGAGAUCGGCGCGGGUUUUGUGAUUGUUUCGUUGGUGAUCGAUGGACACGGUGAAUUGUUGUUUGCUACCUGGCAGCGUCUCGGAAGAACAAAAGCAACAGGACAAAAGCAAGGGGACUCGCUCUGUGUACAUACAACGCAGCUACCACGUGACCGGAUAACUGACCACGGUUUAGCUGCGACGGAAUUCGAAGGAUUAGGAUCUUUUGCCGAGAUUACGCCAGGACACACGGGAGUCAACAUGAGGAACCACACGAAAGGGGUAGUUCUGAUCCUGUUGAGCAUCAUGGCUACCACAUUGGCUCUGCCGAAUGGUGCACCGCAAAGUGCAUGCAAAGACCUUCUUCCUCGACAUCCUGGAAGUUCCAAGCAGGACGCUUAUCCUGCUCCUUAUCAGGUGCUACCGGCUGCAGGACAGGGCAGGGUCCGCUUAAUUCUGGGGAGCCCUCAAGGAUUAGCUUACGAAGGCUUCAUGAUUCUAGCAAAAGACUUCGCGACCGGCGAACUGGUCGGCGAGUUCGCGAAUCUGCCUGAAUUCGCGAGGACCAUAGAGUGCACGGACGGUGUAAAGAACGCGGUGACUCACACGAACACCAGCAAGAAGCAUAAUCUCGAAUUCGAUUGGGAGGCACCGGCCGAUUACGAGGGAACCAUUGUUUUCAAGUCGACUUUCGCGCAGGACUACAGCACGUACUGGGUAGACGUGGAAUCGCCAAGAGUCAACGUUAACAAAAGAUCCAUCGACGUUCUGACCUCCUCCACGCCGGCCAGCACGCUCAGAACAACCACGCCGCCCUAUUUCAGCCCGACCGUCGAUUACGAGACAAAGGAAGUGGAGGACUCCAUGUACACCGGAUGCGGCAACACGAAGAACUGUUUUGGCACUCCGGCAGGAUGCGUGGCCACCAAGAAUUGCUUGGCGAUGGUUACGGUGCUGGUUCGCGGCGAGAGAUAUCUUUUCGAACUCCAAGCACGUGACAGUAAAUAUGUCGCUGUUGGCUUGUCCGACGACAGUAAAAUGGGCGACGACAGCGUGGUUGAGUGCGCGAACGAAGGCGGAGAAAUUGCAUUACACAUGUCUUGGAACUCUGGCAAGCAGAACAUGCGGCAGCCCAUGCAGGAAGGAGCCGUUCAACUGGAGUCGAGCUCCAUCAAGGACGAUGUGAUCACUUGUAAAUUUUGGAGAGAGAAAACGACGGUCGUCCAAGGCCGGGAAUACGACCUCGUCAAUACACCGUACAACCUUCUGGUCGCCGCAGGCAAAAGUCUAAAAAGUAACGGUGUCGGUUUCCAUGACACGGCGUACGACGCGACCGGCGGCGCGAAAUUGUUAUCGGACGUGGGCGGCUACACAACUGCCAGCAACGUGCUGAUUCGUGUGCAUGGCGCGCUGAUGCUUGCCUCCUGGAUCGGCACGGCUUCGAUCGGCAUCCUGCUGGCCAGAUACUACCGGCAGACCUGGGUCAGCUCGCAGUUGUGCGGAAAGGACCAUUGGUUCGCCUGGCAUCGGUUCUUCAUGAUUCUGACGUGGUCCAUGACGAUCGCGGCUUUCGUGAUCAUCUUCGUCGAGCUGGGUGAAUGGAGCUCGGAGAUCAUCCACGCGUCCCUGGGCCUGGCUACGACGAUUCUGGCCUUCGUUCAGCCGUUUAUGGCGGCUAUGAGACCCCAUCCUGGAGCACCGAGGAGACCGCUUUUCAAUUGGGCGCACUGGUUCGUUGGGAAUGCGGCGCAGAUUUGCGGCAUAAUCGCAAUUUUCUUCGCGGUCCGACUGAACAAGGCCAAACUCCCGGAAUGGGUCGACUGGAUUCUGGUCGCCUACGUGGUAUUCCAUAUUCUGACUCAUCUCAUCCUUACGUUCGUCGGCUGCGCCUCUGACAGGCAAGCCAGUCAGAGGGUGAACUCGUUUCCGAUGAAAGACAUGCACUCCCGCGGCUCGAUGGUCCAUCCGGAUGCCAGACAGGAUGCUCCCCACUCCGGGAUCAGGAAAUUCAUCUUCGGCGUGUACUUCGUGGUGAUCGUACUGUUCUGCGCGGCCCUCAUCGUCAUCACCGUGCUAGCUCCCAUAGAGGACUCCUGGGUCACCUUCACGAACACCAUUAAAAAUUACUGAACCGCCUCUGGGGGACUGUAAACGUUGCACUGCACGGGGAGGACGGAAUAUUGUGUUCGAAGUUGUCAGACCUGGACGUUUAGAUACGAUGAGAUUCACUUCUAUCCGAGAUAUUGGAUUCAGACGUAAAUGAUAUUGGGACAAUUGGUAUCAUUCAGUUGACAGCUGUAGAGGAUUCUUGGAUCAGCUUCGCGAAGAACAUUGGAGAUUAUAUCGUAAUGUUCUUAGAUGGAUACAGAGUAGAUCCUGUACGUGGACGACGAAUUAUGGUGUUCCAAGUUAGCGAAAGAGGACGUCCUGAGAUAAUAAGUAAACUGCGAAGUGUAGACGUAAAUAAUUUUCUUUUAAUUGCUAUCAGAGUGUCGAUUGCAUUGAGGACUCUUGGCUCAAACUCCACGAAGCAUAUUGGAGAUUAUUAUUAUGCUGUUUUUAGAAGCAUAGAAGAUUAGAUGCUGUACGCGAAUGACAAAUUAUAGUGUUCCAAAUUAACAGAAGAGGACAUUUUAAGACGAUAAGCAAAAUAAAAAGUUUCGAUAAAGUUGUCACCAUCGAAAUGAAUAAACUGAAUCUGAAGAACUGAAAACGACACACUGUGUAACUGUUGUUUAAUGAUGGCAAAAGUGGACAUUUCAGAAUGGCAACCUCUAAUUCUGUUCGCACUAGUGGGUUGACUAGCGAACUGCACAGCCUCUUGCACUUAUGACACUUGUAAAUUUAUGCAACACAAAUUAGUUCCGACAUAAGCGAUUCCAUCGGCAAUUAAAUAAAUUUUGCCGUUGCAGGAUUUUUAGAAGAAUGUCCAUAAAUGUCGAAGUUUGUAUAACGAUCCGCAGUUUAGUCGUGAAUAAUACCUACACAAUCGUGGUCACUGUUUUGGCUGGCAUAGUAGACUCCAGGGUCAUAUACACAAAAACUAUUGAAAAUUAUUAAAUCGCCUCCAGGGGACGGUAAACGAUGAACCAUAUGGGGACGACAGAGUAUUGUUUUCAACGUUUGCAAAACCGAACGUUUCAGGAUUUUCAUGCAUCAUUUUUAAUCGAACUAUUAUAUUUUGUAUAUAUUAAUUAUGUUAUAUGUAUACGAGUGAUACAAAAUUUGCGCAGAAUCAUCGUCGAAGUGUUAGCUUUUAUAGAGGUCUCUUGGAGUACAAUUAAAAUUGAUAAAGUGCAGUUAUCAAUGUUGAGAAAAAAGGACGAUUCGAAAUGCCAAGUUCUAUUUUUGUUUAAACCAUUCGGUUAAGCCAUAAGCAAUUUCCUUAUCAACAUUUCUAAUCACCAUCGUCGUGUUGGCUCCCAUGGGAACACUUAAAAAUUACUGAACUAUAAAGAGCUAAAAACAACACGUAGCAUCCAGACGCUGAAGUGCAGUGUCCAAAGUUAAGAAAAAUGGACAAUUUAAGAUGUUAUAUCCAGUUUUACCGAAACUAUUGGGCUGAGACACAAAUAAUAUCAAUGGAAUCGUCAUCGUCGUGCUGGCUUCCAUAUAGGACUCUUGGAACACUAUUAAAAAUUGCUGAACUAUCUUCAAAGUACUAUAAACGAUACAUAGCAUAAAGACAUGGAAGUACAGCGUUCAAUGUCAAGGAAAAUGGACAAUUUAAGAUGGUAAAUACAUUUUUAUUGAAACUUGGGACACAAGUAAUUUCGAUGGAAUCGUCAUCGUCGUGCUGGCUCCCACAGAGGACUCUUGGAACACCGUUCAAAAUGGCUGGACUGUCCCCAAAGUACUAUAAAUCCAUUUUUAUUGAAACUAUCGGAUUUAGACACAAGCCAUUUAAAUGGAGGACUCCCGGAUCAACAUUAAAAAUUACUGAACGGCUUCUAGGGAGUUAUAGAUGACAUACUAUACAGGAGUGACAGAGUAUCGUGUUCAACAUUGGCAAAAGUGGACGUCUCGAGAUGACAAGUUUCGAACAGCUCCGUGCGGCGCAUCCACGAGUGACUGUCUACAUGUAAAUCAGCCCGGAACCGACGUAAAUCGACGUUUAUGGAACUAUAUCGGAGUGUGAUUUGUAUGACAAUAUCGUUUGACUACACCGAAUGCUGGAAUGGCAACUCGGAAUCAGCUGAGGUAGGGACCACGAUGUAUGAUCGUACAAGUAGCGACAAUAUAUAGAAGGCGAGUGGAGGUAUAUAUAUAUAUCUAGGACGCGAAAACUGACGCAACAGAAACCGUUCCGUCCAUUCGUGUUGGACAAAAGAGUACCUACGUACGUUUUAUCGUGCCUUUUCUACUUUCACUGUCAGACUGACUCGAAAUUUCUGACAUUGCACAAACACUGUCCGUAAUGGUAACACAUACUGUCCGCGUGCGAUACAAUGUCUCCGAUCUUUGUUUUGGUUGUUCAAGAAUAUUCACAUUACGAGAAAGGCAUUAGUUUAUUGGCAUGAUCGCGGAAAUCGUUCGCGAUUUGCUCGGUUAGAAUCUCGCGAGGAGAUCCGUCACCAGCGUUCGCAGGAAAACAAGUCAGAUCUGACGUCGAAGGAGUGGGAGUAGGUGACGCAUGCGCCGAGAGUCUCGCCGCGCGAAGCAGAGCCUGCGCAUUCGUGGUUCUGAAUUACAAUGUUCACUUGGUAGAUGCGCCACGUCGCUGUACGGGACUCCGGGCGCAUGCGUCAUCCAUUCGCACACACCUUCGAAGUCAGAUCUGACUUAUUUUUCUGCAAACGCUGUCCGUCACGCAAGGUGCUUUAACAUUUAAGCUUCUCCGGUUGGACGCGCGCUGUUGUUCGUAAAUAUUUUGACACUCUUCAUUUCACGACCAGAUCUGACAUUGUUCAUUGCGUGCUUUAUAUUUUGUCUACUUCGUUGGAAGAUACCAUUGUGUUUCUGUUGCAACGAAACAUUUUUGUUACACCAUGAUACCGAUUGUUUUCGGUGGUAUUCCUGCGAAUUAAACAUUGUUAGCAAAGAUGUUGCUAGAAUACUUUCAAGCGUACAGUUCCAGUCUGUGUAAUCCAAAUGUUUGGAAAAAUGUCGAAAACAUAUUAUAUUUGCAAUUAUUUUGCAAGUUAUUGUUGGACUGCGAAUUUUGUGCAUUUAUGGCAAAAUUGGGAUAGUUGCAAUUUAAAAUAGUAGAAAGAUUAGAAGAAUAUAAAAACGACGAUGUAUUAGUUUUAAUCUACUGAAGUGAUUAAAGAAAGGAUCAACAUGCUACUUUGUUUCUGUCUCGUGCAACUGACGCAGACAAUUUUUAUUUUGCAUAAAAAUCCGCUGUCUAGUUGUUGCGUUUGACGUAAGAUGAAUAUAAUAAAACAGAUUUCAGAGUUUCCUUUCGGAGAAGCUUCUUUUAAGAAUCACAAUAUUUUAAGACUGGAAAUGAAGACAGGGACACUAGAAAAUCUCAUUAGAAUAAUUAAUUCCAAACAUCUUGGAAUAGUAUCAAACAAUGAAUACUAAAAAUGUCAUUAAAUUUCAUACUUAGAAAAGCUACAUAGAAGAUUUCAGAGAACUUGUACUGAGGAACGGUUAAUUGUAAAUCACGUCCAUCAUGUUCAUUCUAAACGUGUCAUUACGAAGAUUUUUUCGGGAACUAAAGGUGAUGCCAAAAUCUUCGAAAUCUCGUUGAGCAGUCCGGAACGCUUGCGAGCAACCACGUGCGCGUCCCAUACAGAUAUAAGAUACAUAUUUAUGGUAACAGUAUUAGAUUUUGUAACGUAUUUUUGAUUUUUACAACUGCCUAGAUUUAUUUGCCGCAGCGAUAUCGGUGCGUCGUCCUGUGCACGAUCGCGACGGUUCGAUCUGUCGUCGUCCACAGGAUCGCGUUUCAUUAACCGACAUAAUAGCGUUGUCCGUGUAUGUUAUUGAUAUUGUUAAUAAAAUAAAUCUAUUAUAUUGGUAACAA
Messenger RNA from Megalopta genalis, 6330 nucleotides. Its product is annotated as putative ferric-chelate reductase 1 homolog. Lineage: Eukaryota; Metazoa; Arthropoda; Insecta; Hymenoptera; Halictidae. Gene Ontology annotation, molecular function: transmembrane ascorbate ferrireductase activity. The record is from RefSeq and is a predicted model, not a curated record. Gene Ontology annotation, cellular component: membrane.